Striga asiatica is the source of this 1686-nucleotide messenger RNA. The record is from the annotation of a GenBank genome assembly. NCBI's taxonomy places the organism in Eukaryota, Viridiplantae, Streptophyta, Magnoliopsida, Lamiales, Orobanchaceae.
CCCAACUACCUCUACCUAUCCAAACUUCAGCCUCUGACCCAACAAAAAUUCCACUUUCCUCACUCAUAAAACACACUCAUGUCCAUUUUACCACACACUAAAACCCUAAAAUCAUCUUGAAUCCCCAAAAAUGACGGCCCCAAUUCGACACCCUGCAAAUCUUUUUCCAUCUUCUUCUUCAUACUGCCCCGCCGAUUUCAACUCUGUAAGGACCGUCCUCAAAUUCCGUCCCUCACCCAAAAUUUCCCACAAAUUCUUCUGUUCAUGCAAAGCUUCCCAAAACCCCCAAAACCCUAAUCCGAAUCAAGAUUGGACCCUCCCAUGGAUUUUCCAAACCAUCCCAGAUUGGGCCGACAGCGCUAAGGAAAGGGGCAUGAAACGAAAACGAUCCUUGUACGGCCACGAGAACUGGGUCCAGCACAGAAGCUCCUCAAGGCACGUCAGGCAUUUCAUGUCGAGCUUGAGCUCGCGCGUGAUUCUGUCUCUGGUCCCUCCCGUCAUCUUCUUUACCUCGGUAUCGGCUGUAAUCGCUGCUUAUAACUCAGCUGUUUCGUUGGAUUUGCUGCCCGAGUUUUUCCCUGUCCUGAGGGCUUCCUCUUUGCCCUAUCAGCUGACGGCCCCUGCCUUGGCGCUUCUGCUGGUUUUUAGGACGGAGGCCUCAUAUUCGAGGUUCGAGGAAGGUAAAAAAGCUUGGACUAAGGUGAUUGUGGGGGCUAAUGACUUUGCCAGGCAAGUGCUUGCUAGCGUGGGGAGCCCGAACCCGAACAAUGCAUCUCUUAGAAAUGCAAUCUUGAAGUAUAUCAUGGCUUUCCCUGUCGCUCUCAAGUGCCACAUCAUUUAUGGCUCAGAUAUCGCACGAGAUCUCAAGAAUCUUCUCGAUGUUGAGGAUUUAGCGGUAGUUCUCAGCUCAAAACAUCGUCCACGUUGCAUAAUUGAGUUCAUCUCUCAAAGCCUUCACAUGCUUGAUCUGGAGCCUGCAAAGCUCAAUAUGCUGGAAUCGAAACUCGGUUGUUUUCAUGAGGGAAUCGGGGUUUGUGAACAGCUAUUAGGCACACCUAUUCCUCUCUCAUAUACGCGUUUGACCUCAAGAUUCCUGGUCCUGUGGCAUUUUACUCUUCCCAUCAUACUUUGGGAUGAAUGUCACUGGAUUGUUGUUCCUGCUACUUUUAUCAGUGCUGCUUCUUUGUUCUGCAUUGAGGAGGUAGGUGUGCUUAUAGAAGAACCAUUCCCGGUACUUGCUCUUGACGAGCUUUGUCUUACGGUUAGGACCAACAUUGAGGAUGUUUUGAAAAACGAGAAGUCGAUCCAAGCUUGCGUGAACUCAAAAAGGAAAACUCAUUGCAGUAAGAACUGUUCAAAUGGCUGGCCAAGUUCUUUUGAAGAUAGACAGCCUGGUUGAGAAAGAGGGUCUAUUGGGUUUGUUGGAGAAGAUAUAUUUUUGGGUUUAUUAUCCAUGUAUAAAUAUAAAUAUUGUAGAUGUAAAGUGAAAAUAUGUUAGUCACUCAACAAGAUUAUGUAUUUGUAUAUAUGAGAGGGUCUACCAUGUUGUUGAUCAAGGUUUGAUAAUGGCCUUGUCAAAUGAAAAAUCACUUGCUUAUAAACUGUGCAAUAGAACUCCAAAGAUUUGUGGACCUUUUCAAGACCGGUAAGGCCUAGUUUGCUUUCCUUGAUUACGAGGGAUAUCCU